AUUGACACUUGUCACCUAACGCUGUGUAACGUCAAAUUCGUCAAAACUUUGAUUUUACGAUUUUCAAUAGUGAUAACGCGAAAUAAUAUUAUUUUGUCUGUAAAGAAUAUAAAGUGUGGUACGAUUGGAUUCUAAUAACAAUUUAUAUAACUUCAUUACAAUGGAGGACGUUUUGGACGAGAUAGUAUCUUCGGAAGAUUUGCAAAAGUUCGAGAAAGUGUUCCACGAGCAGCUGCACCAGGGCAACGUGACUCACAAAGCACAGUUUGAGUACGCUUGGUGCCUAGUGCGGAGCAAGUAUCCUACCGACAUACGAAAGGGUAUAUUGCUCCUAAAAGAACUGUUCAACUCACACCCUGAUGGCAAAAGGGAUUACCUGUUCUACCUUGCUAUUGGCAACGCUAGAAUCAAGGAGUACAACAAAGCUCUCCACUAUGUCAAGUCCUUCCUAGAGAUUGAACCAGCUAACCAGCAAGUGUUGGCAUUAGAGCGUCAAAUCAACAAGCGAAUGGAAAAAGAGGGUCUGAUCGGUAUCGCGGUGGCGAGUGGCGCCGUGCUGGCCAUCGGCGGCAUCGUCGGCCUCGGCAUAGCACUGGCCAGCAAGAAAUAGCAUUUGGCCAUUCUAAUGAACGCUCUGUUAGGCGCUCAUUACCUCUUUAAGAAGAAGCAACUCAAAGAGGAUUAGGCGAACGAGGUUUAAUGACAUUCUUAACAAAACUCACAAGGCUUAGUUUUACUCUUUAUUUAUUAUAUUAUCUAUGUACAAAUAUUCAUCCAUGAUGUUUCGUUCCAAAAAUUAAAAAUGUCAAACGCUUUUAGAUUUAAAAAAAGAAUUUUGUGUGGUUUUUUGAUUAACCCUGGAAUACUAAACGCUACUCAAUAUAAGUCGCGCUUAAAUAUAGUUCUGUCUCUUCAAAUCCUUUGUAAAAUGACAAAGACAGCAUGAUAUUUAAGUACAUUUAAAGUGGAGUAGCUUUUCAGUAUUCGGGCGUUUGUAGCAUAGAUUUUUUUAAGAGUAACAUAGAUAGUAGUUAGUGUAAAAUGUAUGUACCUACUAUGUAAUGAUAUAAAAAUAAAUAUGUACUGUAUUUAUUUGUCUAGAUUUAGGAAUGAUUUUAUAUGUAAGAGUGGUAAUAAUACUGAAGGAGUAAACGUUUGUCAAUGCGAUUCCAUUAAAUAAAUACACUUUUCUGUUUUAGUUACAAA
This is a messenger RNA of Spodoptera litura, 1206 nucleotides long. RefSeq names its product Mitochondrial fission 1 protein (gene Fis1). Gene Ontology annotation, biological process: mitochondrial fragmentation involved in apoptotic process; mitochondrial fission; peroxisome fission. Gene Ontology annotation, molecular function: protein binding. NCBI's taxonomy places the organism in Eukaryota, Metazoa, Arthropoda, Insecta, Lepidoptera, Noctuidae. Gene Ontology annotation, cellular component: mitochondrial outer membrane; peroxisomal membrane. The record is from RefSeq and is a predicted model, not a curated record.